UUUCUCUCAGUCUGUGUUGAAACUAGUUGGAAAAUCAUCUGUAGCCAGUCUGUAAUGCUACCUUGUCUCUACUGAUCUUCCAGCCAUCAAGGGCUAUCCAGUUGUGAAGAAAGCCUGUCACCAAUAUGUACACUGUUCUUUCUCUGCAUGUGGCACCUUUUUACAGGGCUGGCUGCCUUACCUUGAUGUAGUCUUAGUUGCUGGAUUAAUGUAAAACACCAUUUGCCUCCUCCUUCCAGCUAUCAACGAAGUCCACAAAGAGGACACAUUAGGUAGUGACCACUUUCCAAUUAUAAUUUUCAUGCCAGAUACUAAAAUAACUUGACUAAACCAACUCUCUAGAAUUAACACUGAAAAAAGUCGCGGGAAUCUGUAUCAGUCACAAACAGAAGUGAGUGAUGUAUGGCUCCCUGAUGAUGAUUUAGACACCAAGACUGACAAACAGUAUCAUCAAAGCAAUCACAUCAGAAACACCAAAAGGAAAUUGUAAGGAGCAUAUGUAUUCUGGUCAAUAACUUUAUCUGCAAAAAAGGAACAAACCAAAUGAGAGCAGUUACUGGAAAUAACUGGGGAACGAAUCCAAAAUCAUUGUAUUAGGAUGCACUCGCCAAACCUAUCAGUACUAGAAGAAACCUAUAGAAUUGAUAACAAAGGAAAGGACAGGCCACUAUUACUACAAGAUGCAGUGUCUCCCACCAGACCACCCAGUCCAACAGAUCCAUUUACAACCCCACAGAUACAGGUCACCCUACUCCACAACUCACGAUGCAACAACACGCAGAAAACACAAAGGAUACAUGCAGGUGUGGGUAGUUCGAUCGCGUGUGAAUCUCUGUCUAAUGGUUUAAAGUAAGGCUAGUUUAUGCUUCGCUAUUAUGUUUUGCUUUUUGUAGUAGGAUUUCAUCAUCGUUUGGGGGAGGAGCGACGCUGGAGACUAUCCGAGCCUGAGGAGGGUGAGUGAUGGAUUCUGUGCGAGGCUGUGCAACACGAUGCCGUCGUCGUCGUAGUCAAGCACAGUGUCGUUUUGUACCCUUGUCAGGCCUCUUUCGUGUUUUGAUGUGACCAGGCAGUGAUCGGGUAGCGGGUAAAGUGGGGUGGGGAUGAGAGCGAGGGGAAGAAAAGAGGUCAAAUACAUGCGGAUUUUUCUGUACUUACAUUGGUGUCUGUUUAUGUGGGUGGAAUUGCGUCUCUGUGCUGUAUUGCUUGUGUGUGUGUGAUCGUUUUCCUCUGUGUUAAAUAUUCAGCUUUUCAAAUAAAUGUGUAUUGUCAACAUGUUUACUGAGGGUCGAGUGAUCGACAUUGUCGCUUGCCGCCGUCAUGAGUCACCCCUAAAUGUGGGGUACGUGUGUGAGCGUAACUGCGGGUGUGGGCUGGUUGAAACCCGAGAGACAGAUGUCACUAUAGAUAUUAAUAAAGAUAUCUAACUCGAGAGAAAAUUCUCUCUUUUUCAUUCUCUCUCUCUCUCUCACACAAACACGCAGUCUUGCUCACCCUAAAGGUGUGACAGGAAGCUUAGAAAUGACUGCACAUGCACACAAGAACUUAUAUACAUGUAUAGUGCUUUGUGACCUUGACACAGUUAAUGCUAGACCUCCCAGGAAGUACAAAACGGGUUAACACCCGAAAGGAUCGGUGACUAGCAUUCUGUCUACACCUUAUCAGUCCAGAGAGAGGGUCUACAACUGCAUGACUCCACCCCUAUGUUCAUUGCUAGGGGUAACGUCAAGUGUGUAAAUGUGGUGUAAACAGCUUGAGACAAGCACACGGGGUGUGUUACCCGCCGUGUCUCGUUCUUGUUGGGCACGGGCAAGCCGGUAUUUUCUCCUUGCAAGUCCGUCGAUUACGUGUUCUGCUUACCUUUGCUAUGAUUAUAACAAUAGGCUCGUCGUUUGGACAAAGGUGUGAGCCUACUAACAAGAACAAAUUACAUGGUAAGAGGUAUCGUUAAGUCAGGACAAGGUGUGGUAAUGUGUCUCAAAAACCUUACCAGAGGGAGUUAGUAGGUGGUAGCUGUGUAUGCUAAGGAUAUUUCUUGUCAGCCUGUGUUUUGACGGCGACAAGUUGAGACAGCGGACAAUGUCAACGUCUCUCUCAAACGUUCUCAAGGCAUAAAGAAGAACUAGAUGAACAAGAUGAUUGUGAUGACGAUCCUGACCAUCACGAUGUAGAAACAGUCUGUGACGACAGAGUGGUGAUCACAGGGCGGCCCGAACAAUGGCGACCACUCGCCACGUGACUCGGGCUGCACGUGCCGUGGUCACAGCUGCUGUCUUCAUCUUCAGCAUCCUUCUGUCGUCCAGCGCACAGCCCGUACAAGGAGUGACGUCGUCUUGUGACAUUCCGUGUGUGAUAGGAACGGGACCUACAUCAUUGACAUGCACGUUUAGUGUUGAUGUUAAUAAAACCAAAAGCAACUUCUCGGUGGUCCGCCUCGGAGACGGGGAUAGCAAAGGUGUCGGCAUUGUAAGCUGCACCUGGCGAAAAGACCAGAUGAGUUGCACCACGGCCCCGGGAUACGAGAUCAGCAGCACAGUCACAGAUCACCUCGUCAUCAGAGUACCACGAGCAUCACGUGACCACAGCGGAAGUUACGUUUGUCUCAUGACGGGUUCAAAGAUUGAGAGUUUCGAGCCGUGUGUUCUCAUCGUCAUGCCAGGUGACAAUGCUGGUGUUAUAAUCGGUGUCACAGCUGGUUUCAUUGGCAUCGGAUUUGGCAUUGCCAUCUACAUUGUCAGGAUAUACAGACCUCAAUGUAGAAGUAAUGUGUUCAAAAGGCAUGCGUUUUUAUUGUGGACAAUUUCUAGGACAACAAACCGGUCAGAUGAGAAAGAUCCUGCCAAGAAGAUACCAAUGCUAUCAAAAGAGGAAAAAUCUUCUAUUGUGCAUUUGAUGACUCCAGAGGAGAAAAAAAAUUUAGCGACCUCAGAAAAGGACCAAGAGUUGUCGAUGAGGUGGGUGGAGGCCGCGUUCCCUGAUCUCGACUCUCGCGCCUACUUCCUGCCUCCUGUCUACGUCAACCGCGUGCCCAUGACUAGACAGGCAGCUGCUGGUCAGAGGUUCUCGUCCUUCAGCAAGCAUCUGGGAGAUAAGCCUUCGCCGACUAAGUCUGCCCUGCUUGUCUCGACGUUCUGCUCGACUUCCUAUCGUAGCAGGACAGUGACCUCAGAGAUGACGAGCUAUGCAACGGAUUUUCAUGUGCCUACAGACGAUGUCGGGUUAACAAACAGAGAGAAGUGCAUGGUUGGAAUAAGUCAGCUUCAGUUCGGACACAUCUAA
Messenger RNA from Pomacea canaliculata, 3276 nucleotides. RefSeq lists its product as uncharacterized. The coding region runs from base 2215 to 3276 and encodes 353 amino acids. The transcript is spliced from 7 exons. The record is from RefSeq and is a predicted model, not a curated record. NCBI's taxonomy places the organism in Eukaryota, Metazoa, Mollusca, Gastropoda, Architaenioglossa, Ampullariidae.